GUAGUUUAAGCCUAACUUCACUGAUUUGCACAACCAUUUAAUUUAUUUACAGGUUAUGAUCAUCGUUAUGGGUUAUGGAUGAGGACAACCCUGAAGAUUACGUAUUGCAGUACUAUACUGUGGUAGGUGAUCAAAACAUAUUUUUGCAAAAAGCCCAUCAUGAUGAAGUUGCUCAAUAUGAUGAAGAUGAAUUGCAAGAAGAGGAAGAAAAUCCAGUAAUGUACAUUACUGUAAACGAAGAAAACGAGGAAGAAGUUGAAAAUACAGCACGGUGUGAUUCAAAUGCACUUUUAAGUGUUAGCGAUCCAUUAGGUGUAAUUUACCCUACUGUUUCAAACAUGUUUGUUACUACAGAAGAUGGUCAGAUUUAUCUAACGCAAAACGUUCUAACAGAUAGUAGUUUAAUUCCUUGUCAGUCAGAUGAAGUUCCUGAUUGUGAAAUUCAGGAGAAUGAUGAUGAGCAACUGGAUAGAGAGUUUACUACUGAUUUUCAAGAUGAUAACAGUGCUGAUAUUUGUCAGGAAACCAAUUACCAGGAAAUUCAGUUAGAAGAUGGGACCUGUGCAAUUAUUGAUUCUGACCUAUUGAAGUCUAUAAUUGAAAAGUCUAACAACUUUGCAGUAAAUAGAAAUACACAUGUUGCUACAACUGAAGAGCCAAAAACAAAAAAAUGGUCAAAGAAAUGGGUUUGUGAAUAUGUGGGCUGUGGAAAAGUAUAUAGUACUUCACAUCACCUUUCAGUUCAUAAGCGUGUUCACACUGGUAACAGGCCCUUUAAAUGUACCCACUGUGUGAAGACUUUUACUACAGGAUAUUCCCUCAAGUCUCAUUUACGAAUACACACAGGGGAGAAGCCGUACCCUUGUAAAGUUUGCCCAAAACAGUUCAAAACAUCAGGAGAUCUACAAAAACAUAACAGAAUUCAUACUGGUGAAAAACCCUUUAUGUGCCCUAUAGAGGGUUGUGGGAAAUCAUUUACAACUUCCAACAUUCGUAAGGUUCACAUAAGGUCCCAUACAGGAGAAAGACCUUAUGUUUGUUCAACAUGCAAGAAGGGAUUUUCUUCUGCAACGAAUCACAAGAAUCAUAUUCGAAUACAUUCAGGAGAGAAGCCCUACGUUUGCAACGUUAUAGGCUGUGGCAAAAGAUUUACCGAGUAUUCUUCCCUCUAUAAGCACAAUUAUGUUCAUCAGCAAACGAGACCUUUUAAUUGUUCAUAUUGUUCUAUGUCCUUUAAACAGGAGUCAUCUUUGAAAACGCAUAAAAUUGGUGAACACGACGUGGUUUUUGGAGACGAUGGUAGUGAAAUGAUUUAUUCUAAGUAUGGACUCACUUUAAAAUUUGAACCUAAAAAUGAAGCUAACGAGAAUGAAGAUGAAGAUGAUAUAGAUGUUUUUUAAUUAAUGUCUUAAUUUAAUUUAAUAUAAUAAUUUUAAUUUCCUCAAGCCCUCAAAAUCUCUUUUUAAUAAAAUAU
Agrilus planipennis (emerald ash borer) is the source of this 1474-nucleotide messenger RNA. Its product is annotated as zinc finger protein 143. Lineage: Eukaryota; Metazoa; Arthropoda; Insecta; Coleoptera; Buprestidae. The transcript is spliced from 7 exons. Gene Ontology annotation, biological process: central nervous system development; regulation of transcription by RNA polymerase II. The record is from RefSeq and is a predicted model, not a curated record. Gene Ontology annotation, cellular component: nucleus. Bases 75 to 1400 code for a protein of 441 amino acids. Gene Ontology annotation, molecular function: RNA polymerase II cis-regulatory region sequence-specific DNA binding; DNA-binding transcription factor activity, RNA polymerase II-specific.